Molecule: messenger RNA, 1756 nt
Organism: Thamnophis elegans (Western terrestrial garter snake)
Lineage: Eukaryota; Metazoa; Chordata; Lepidosauria; Squamata; Natricidae
Gene: TXNDC5
Product: thioredoxin domain containing 5
Exons: 10
Coding region: 106-1341 (411 amino acids)
Biological process (GO): protein folding
Cellular component (GO): endoplasmic reticulum
Molecular function (GO): protein disulfide isomerase activity
Source: RefSeq, a predicted model, not a curated record
GGUGCCGGAGGGAGGACGGGGCGGGCGGAAGGCGGCUCGACGUUUGCCCGGCUCCGGUGUCUCUUUCUCUCUUCCUCCUGCUGCCUUUGCAAAGCGCACGCCGCCAUGGCUUCGGCUCUCCGUCCCGGCGCCUCCUCUUCCCCCGCCGCCUGCCUUCUCCUGCUGCUCGGCUGCCUGGCCUUGCGCGGGGCUUCCGCGUGGCCCGACGAGAUGGAGGAGGAAGGCGAGGCCGACGACACGGACCCCCACGGCCGGCACCUCUACAGCGCCGAGAUGCUGCGCCAUGGCGUCCGGAGCGCACCGCACUUGGUCAUGUUCUUCGCCCCGUGGUGUGGGCAGUGCCAGAGUUUCCAGCCAACUUGGAACAAACUUGCCAACAAAUACAACAAAAUGGAUAAUCCACAGGUCUAUGUCGUUAAAGUGGACUGCACUGCAGAUAUGCCAUUGUGUUCUGAAUAUGGUGUCAGGGGAUACCCAACUAUAAAAUUACUCAGACGACACCAGGAAGACCAAAAAUAUCAGGGACCUAGAGAACUUGAGGACCUAGAGAGAUGGAUGUUGAAGAAAUUAAAAGAAGGAUAUGAUGAGGAAGAACCUAAACCGAAGCCAUCAAAAGGACCUGAUACAAAACAAGGUCUUUAUGAGCUCUCAGCGGAUAACUUCAAGCAACAUGUAGCAGAAGGCAAUCACUUCAUCAAAUUCUAUGCUCCUUGGUGUGGUCACUGCAAGGCAUUGGCACCCACUUGGGAACAGUUAGCUCUGUCCUUUGAACACUCAAAGUCCGUCAAGAUUGCAAAGGUGGACUGCACGGUGCAUGCUGCAAUCUGCUCAGAAAACCAGGUGCGGGGUUAUCCAACUCUGCUUUGGUUCAGAGGUGGACAAAAGGUUGACCAAUACAAAGGAAAGAGAGAUUUCGAUUCUUUGAAAGAGUAUAUUGAAUCUCAGUUAAAAGAUUCCAAGGAAGCCAUGAAUGCUGGCAAACCCACUAAAGCACCAAUAACUGAGGGCAAAGUUCUUUCCCUGUCUGAAAAGGAUUUUGAUAAAGAAGUGGCUAAUGGGAUCACUUUCAUCAAGUUUUAUGCUCCAUGGUGUGGACAUUGUAAAAACCUGGCUCCGGUAUGGGAGAACCUCUCAAAAAAGAAUUUUCCAGGGCGAGUAGAUGUGAAGAUAGCAGAAGUGGACUGCACAGCUGAACGCAAUGUCUGCAACAGAUUUUCUGUCCAUGGCUACCCAACACUCAUACUUUUCCGUAGUGGUGAAAAAAUAACUGAACACACAGGAGCCAGAGAUCUCGACACGCUGCACAACUUUGUUCUGGGACAGUCCAAGGAUGAACUGUAAAAAAAUGUUUAGUUAUACUGCUUCUUUAGCUGGGUCCAGUAAACUUGGAAGUUGAAUCAUGGUAACGUUAUUGGAUUUCCAAGAGUGGCCAUACGGGAAACUGGAUGUUCUAAAGCGUGGUACGGUCUGUUCAUAUGUUUGUAUUUCCUAUUAUCUACUCCGCUAAACUCGAGGGAAGGUUACAACAAGCAGUAACCGUUCAAAUUGGGAACUAGUAUUUAUAGUACUGGUUACAAUUAAUGAAUUCCCACUUGUCCUAGGAUGGAAAAAAAAAAAUGUGUUUUGAAACAAAAAUUAAGAGGAAAACAGCCUACAUCAGGACACAUUAGUUUCACUGCAAAUAACACAUUAGCACAAUAUCAAUUGCAUAAAAUUUGCAGAGUUUCAUCUCUCUUCGAAAACCAGAUUAGAAGAA